Molecule: messenger RNA, 2058 nt
Organism: Paramecium sonneborni
Lineage: Eukaryota; Ciliophora; Oligohymenophorea; Peniculida; Parameciidae
Source: the annotation of a GenBank genome assembly
AUGGCCAAUAAAAUUUUUGAAUUAGAAUCAUAGUAGAAUCAUACUUUGAGUUAGAAAGAAUAAAAUAAAAUAGCUUUGUUUAAAUAUCUCUAAGUUUAUUACUCCCUUAAUCAGAAAAAUGCUUGUUAAGUGCUUUUAAAAAUAAUGAACGAAUUUCAUAUAGAGGACAUUACUUAAUUUGAGAAUUAAAAAUAAAAAAUUAUUUAGAAGUAUUAAUUAGUUUAGGAUACUUGUGUAGGUGAUUUAAUAAAUAUAUUGUAAAAUGAACUUGAAGUUAAAAAAUCGCAGGUUCUGAAUGUGGCAUGGAAUUUUUAAUAAAAAGGAAUCCGUUCUCGUUAUGAUUUAACAUUUGUUACAAAAGAAGAAGCAAAUUAUUUUCAAAUAAAUAAUGAAAAAUUGCUGGAAUGGAAAAAAAAACCAGAAAAUCAAUCUUAUAGUCCUUUUUUUAAAUUAGAUAUAAAAAGAACUUAGCCUCUAUCGAAUUUUAUUAUUAAUUUUCCUUCGAGCUUUUAACCAGAAAAUAAAAAUCAGUUUAAGACAUUUUAGAAUUCCAUGAUAAAAAUGCCCUUAUAAAUAGAUAAAUAAAUGCCCAAAAAUAUAGAGGGAAUAUAAAAAUCUUCAAUAACGAAAUUCUAUACUCAUUAUAAUCAAUAAAAUUUUCAAAUAUAAUCUUUUUAAAAACAAAAUCCUUCUUUACAAAAUUCCUAAAAUUCUUCUCUAAUGUUCUAAAAUUAGCCGAAUAUAAAUAAUUUCUAACCGCCAAGCUUUUAAAAAUUGAAUAAUUUAAAAAAUCAAGAGUAUAAGUUUUAGUUAUAAAAGAAUAUCAAAAAUAACGAUGAAAUUUAAAAAAUUAAAAAAGAAACAAUAAAAUAAAAUCUGGAAUCUUUAGUUUAGGAUUGUGUUAAGUUAAAAGAAAUUUAAGGUAAAGAUACAACUUUAAAAAUUAUAAAAUAUCCUAAAUAUCAAAAAGAAGAUUUGAAUAAUCUUAAAGAGAUGAAAACAAUUAUGAUUAUUGGCGAAACCGGAGUUGGUAAAUCAACUAUUAUAAAUUUUCUUUGUAAUUAUUACAAUGGAGUUGAAUUUGAAUUUCCAUUUAGGUUUUUCUUAGUUGAUGAAACAGAUGAAUCUAUUUUCUCAAAAUCAGAAGCUGUAAGCAAAACUUCUGAAGUGAUAAGUUAUUAUUUGAAAGGAUCUUAUGAAAAACCAAAUUUAAGAAUUAUAGAUACUCCAGGAUUUGGAGACACAAGAGGAUAAUAAUUUGAUUAAAUAAUAUCAUAAAGAAUAACUGAUUUUUUAAAUAAUUUAGAUUCCUUAAGUCUUAUUUGCUUUGUAAUGAGAUCAUCUCAAAAUCGAUUAACUCUUGAUUAAAUUUAUAUUAUGAAUAGUUUAAUUGAAAUUUUUGGUAAUGAUAUGGGAGAACAUUUUAUGUUCUUAUUUACAUUUUCUGAUUUUGAAGAUCCAUAAGCUCUAUAAGUUUUGCUGUUUAAUGGUAAAGGUGAUUAUCAAGCAAGUCCUUUUGUGAAUAUUAUUCCUAGACUUAAAAAUCCUUAUUGGUUAAAAUUUAAUAAUUUAGCUUUCUUGAGUACUGAAACAAAGGAAUUAAUUAAAAAAUAAUGGUAAGAGUCAUACUAACAAUUUUAAGUUUUAGUUGAAGAGAAAAUUUGCAAAAGUGAAUUUCUUGAUUUAACAAUGACCAAAAAGGUUAUUGAAGAGAGAAAAUAGAUUUAAGAUAUCUUUGAUAAAUUAAAAUAGGAAAUCCAAAAAUAUAUUGAUAUCACGAAUCAAAUUUAAGCUGAUGUUGAUAAAAAUGAUCUCUUGAAAGCUGAAUUACAAACAUCUAAAACUUUUUUAGAAGUUUUAAUCAAGGAUCUAUUAUUUUCUGUUAAUACUUUAAAUAAAUUUGCUCUCAAAACAUUAGAUAAAGAUUUUUAAAAGGAAUGUUUAGAUAUUUUAAUAAAGAAUGAAGAGGAUUAAAAAAAGGAUGGAUAUUAAAUGAGAGUUUAAUGUUUAUUAGAUAUUAAAGAAUUGUGGAAUUCAAUAAAGAUUUAAAUUAAUUGA